Molecule: messenger RNA, 821 nt
Organism: Malaya genurostris
Lineage: Eukaryota; Metazoa; Arthropoda; Insecta; Diptera; Culicidae
Gene: mRpS11
Product: small ribosomal subunit protein uS11m
Exons: 4
Coding region: 52-741 (229 amino acids)
Biological process (GO): maturation of SSU-rRNA from tricistronic rRNA transcript (SSU-rRNA, 5.8S rRNA, LSU-rRNA); translation; ribosomal small subunit assembly
Cellular component (GO): ribosome; mitochondrial small ribosomal subunit
Molecular function (GO): small ribosomal subunit rRNA binding; mRNA 5'-UTR binding; structural constituent of ribosome
Source: RefSeq, a predicted model, not a curated record
UGCAUUUGUGGUUGUAAGUGAGCUGUCAGAGAGCCUAAUGUUAUGUGAUUAAUGUUCACAUCUCUUAAAAUUUUACUCUUUUGUUUAUUUCGUUGUGUAAAAGCUGCCGUCCGCCGAAAAACUAGCUGCGAAACAAAAAAACCCUUGAAAAUGGUUCUGCUCACUCGUUGUUCCUCACUUCUGAAUAUAUUCCGCGCAUUUCCUAAGCGAAAUAUACACCAGAGCUUAGCCGCUCUGAAGUCUGAAGAUCGGAAAGCAAUGCAGGCUUCGUUGCCCAGCAAAGACGAAGGCACUGUUGGUGAACGUUCCAUCGAUAUCGACUCAUUGAUGCACAAAAAGUCGCAGCUCUUUCCGGACGCUAACACACCUACCAAGUUAUUCAACGGUAUUCCGUUCAAUGAGAUUCCCAUCUGCAACAUUCGCGUUUCACCGAAUAAUACCAUAAUUACAAUAUGUGAUGCCAAAGGGACACCUCAAUUUAUUCGGUCUUGUGGAAUAGAAGGCUUUAAAAACACGAGAAAAGGUACUAAUAUAGCGGCACAGGCUACCGCCAUCAGCAUCUGCUCGAAGGCAAUCGAGCGGGGGUACAAAACUGUGCGUGUGACCAUUCGUGGACUUGGACCUGGUAGAAUGUCGGCAAUCAAAGGAUUGGAAAUGGCUGGAAUGAAUAUUGUAUCUGUAACUGAUACUACCCACGUUUCCUGGAACCCACCACGACCAAGAAAACAGCGAAAAUUGUAGAAAGCUUUAUUUUGAGGUACGUAUGUCAGUUGUUUCAUAAGGUUGUAACAAAAAGAACAUGGUUCAUAGAUGAACUUAAA